UCUUGAUAUUGUAUGCUUGUGUGUAAUCCCUAUCCUCAUAUUUUGACUUUUGUUUGACCCGGAACUGUUCUUCUGCGACUUAUCUCUCUGAUCCUCCGUGAUCAUCUUUCUUACGCAUGCAAAUCUGAACCAACAAUGGCUGUUUUCUCAAGCAUAGGCAAACGAUUCUGCAAUCAAGCUCUAAACGGUUCAAAACCCUCUCGAUUGCAUUUCCAGAGCAUCCGCACACUUCUCCUACAGUCCGCUUCUGAAUCCGUCAAAGUUCAUAGACAUUCCGAUGCAGAUUCCGGAAUUGUUCAAAUUAACAUGGAGAGACCAGAAGCGAAGAAUGCUCUUGGGAAGGAUAUGUUGAGGGGGUUGCUGAAUAGCUUUGAAGCUAUAAGCACGGAUCCGGCUGCAAAUGUGCUGAUGAUAUGCAGCUCGGUCUCGAGAGUGUUUUGUGCAGGUGCUGAUUUGAAGGAAAGACUGACCAUGAAUGUAUCUGAGGUUCGAGCUACUGUAAACUCACUCAGGUCAACGUUUACAUUCUUAGAGGCACUCGAAAUUCCAACUAUUGCAGUUAUAGAAGGAGCAGCGUUGGGUGGGGGACUGGAAAUGGCUUUAUCUUGUGAUCUCCGGAUAUGCGGUGAAGAUGCCAAGCUAGCGUUGCCAGAAACCGGGCUUGCAGUAAUACCAGGGGCAGGAGGGACGCAACGGCUACCUCGGUUGGUCGGAAAAUCAAUAGCAAAAGAACUUAUUUUCACUGGCAGGAAGAUCAGUGCCAGAGAUGCAUUGUCUAUCGGGCUCAUCAACUACUGUACUCCUGCUGGCGAGGCUUAUUCAAAGGCACUUGAAGUUGCGCGCGAUAUUAAUCAAAAGGGUCCUGUAGCGGUCAGGAUGGCGAAACGAGCCAUUAACGAGGGUCUAGAAGUAAACAUGGCCUCUGGAUUAGAUGUGGAGGAAGAAUGCUAUGAACAAACAUUGCACACAAACGAUAGGUUAGAAGGAUUGGAUGCGUUCGCUGAGAAGCGAAAACCGUUGUACAAAGGCAAUUGAAAUGAACAGAAAUUUAACUUCAACUGUAUUCAAGGUUUCACAACAGACAACACUUGUCAUUAAUUCUGCAACUUAUUGGACUGGCCUAUUUACAGUGGAUAUUAACUGUCAAUAACAGAAAGGUGAUGUUUUAUCUAUUUGUCUACCCCAUUAUGUGGUGGUUCUAUAA
Molecule: messenger RNA, 1204 nt
Organism: Helianthus annuus (common sunflower)
Lineage: Eukaryota; Viridiplantae; Streptophyta; Magnoliopsida; Asterales; Asteraceae
Product: probable enoyl-CoA hydratase 2, mitochondrial
Exons: 8
Coding region: 136-1035 (299 amino acids)
Biological process (GO): fatty acid beta-oxidation
Cellular component (GO): mitochondrion
Molecular function (GO): enoyl-CoA hydratase activity
Source: RefSeq, a predicted model, not a curated record